Messenger RNA from Ornithorhynchus anatinus (platypus), 2502 nucleotides. It is a transcript of the gene IL22RA1, whose product is annotated as interleukin 22 receptor subunit alpha 1. Bases 523 to 2055 code for a protein of 510 amino acids. Gene Ontology annotation, molecular function: protein binding. Lineage: Eukaryota; Metazoa; Chordata; Mammalia; Monotremata; Ornithorhynchidae. The record is from RefSeq and is a predicted model, not a curated record. The transcript has 7 exons.
CAGCGUCUCCCGGACUGCUCCCGCGGGGAGCCGGUGGCCGCCCGAUCCCCCCUCCGGCUUUUGACGUUGGAGACUGUAAGCCUUCUGUGGGCGGGGAACGUGUCUGUCUACUGUUCUGUCGUACUCUCCCCGGCGUUUGGUACGGUGCUCUACGGCGAGCCCUCGACAGAUCCCACCGCAUGAAGGAAUGAAUGAAACCGGGACCAGCCGUGCUCAAAUUAGGGACCGGCUGUCGGACUGGAAAGACAAGCUCCGAGCCUACCCCGUGCCAAAGGGAACUCCCCUGUCAGGAAAGAGGUUGGCACCCGUUCAAGGUGCGGCCGUUCGCUCGGGGUUUUUUCAAUCCAACACCUGGACCCGAGCACCUUUAAACACCUGCCUCGGCCUCCUCCGGGCGAACGGGCGGACUCCGCUCCCGCCGCCUCCGCCGCCGCUCAGAUCCCGCCCCGCCGGCUGCCGGGAGGAGUGUGGGGCAGGCCACCGUGGCCGCCUCUUGGCCCACCGCCCCGCCGCCCGGCCCCGAUGAGGAGGCUGCUGGCCCUCCUGGCCUUCUGGGCCGUGACCGAGCCCUCCGAGGCGAACGGCACGGAGCUCCUCAAACACCUCAGAUUCCACUCGACCAACUUUGAGAACAUCCUCGUAUGGGAGCGCGGCAAAAACACGACCCCAGACACCGUCUUCAGCGUCGCCUAUUCCAUCUAUGGAGCGAAGCGGUGGCAGGAGAAAGGGGCUUGCCAAAACAUGACCUCUCGAUCGUGCGACCUGACGGGGGAGACCGGAAACAUCCACGAGUAUUACUACGCCCAAGUGACGGCCCUCACCGAGAGCGGCCUGUCGGCCUCCUUCAGGACGCAGAGAUUCAACCCCAAAACUGAGACCGUGCUCAAGCCUCCAGACGUGACCUUCGACCCCGGCGUGCACUCAAUUCGGUUCAUCCUGGGCCCGUCCCUCACGCUGGCCAGGGACGCGAGCGGCUCGCCGCUGGCGCUGGAGGACAUCUUUCCCAAUCUGCUCUACCACCUGAGGAUAAACGUCAACCAGACCCACCACAUGAUCAAAGAGGGGAAGGAGAAAGAAUAUGAAUUUCCCGGUCUGGCCCCCGACACGGAGUACAGCGGCACCGUGGGCAUUCGGAUCCCCAGCUUAGCCAAGCACAGCCCGACCCACAAAUUCAGCGUGAGGACUCUACCAGACCGAACCUGGACCUACUAUUUCUCCGGAAUGUCCCUGUUCACCAUGGGAUUCCUUGUGGCCGUGGCCUGUUUCAUGACCUACAAGUACAUCAACAAGAACAUGCAGCAGCCCCGUGUCUUGCAGGACCUGCAGAGGGUCCUGACGUACCACCCGCUGAAGUUCACCCGGGAGCACGUCCUCACCCCGGUCUGUGACCUCGUCCCUCCGGCCGCCCCUCCCCCCCCCCGGGCCGCACCCCGACCUGAGGGAGGACUCCGAGACGCCCCGGGGUUUGCCCAGAUGCCCGGAGACCGACUACGUCGAGAGGGACCCCGGCCGCGCCGGCCAGGCCCCUGCACGGAAGGGCCCGGCCCCCCGGCCCUACACCUCACAGCCCUCUCUGCCGCCCACUCCGCCUCCACCUUUCUACGGGGUGUGCCUGAUGGGCGUCGAGUGUGGCGGCCAGGGAUCGCCUCUCCCCCGGAAACGGAACCCGGACCAACCCGGCCUCCGGCUCCAGGUCCAGGGUCCGGCGGCCGGGUGGUUCCCCAGAUCCAGCCAGGAGAGGCGAUUGGCCGUGCCCGGGGGCGACCGUCAGCCCCCGGACGACCUGCGGAUGUUCCCGCUGGACCUGGACUUGCGCUCCCGGGCCCCGGGCCUGCAGAGAGACUGGCGGGAGGUCAGCCCGCCCCUGCUCCACCCGCCGUGGACCCUGGCCGGGGGUGGGGGGCUAGAGCCGGAGGCCCGGGGCUACCUCCAGCACCGGGACCUCAGCCCGGCCUCCCUCCUCUCGUCCGUUCAAGUGGACGGCGACCCCGGAGCGGCAGAGCCCGGGCCGGAGCGCUGGCAUCUGCUCAGCUCCCCGGUGGGUCCCCAAGGUGAUCCGGGCCCAGGGGGGCCGCCGGCCGGCAAGGGGCUCCCCAGCUCCGGCCCGGGACCCGGAGAGGCCGGAACCGUGGACUGGUUGUUCAGGGACCUGGACCUCACGGUGCAGUGGGACCCCUGACCGGGGGUGCCGGCUUGACUCAGUGCCGACCCGGAACUUGGGCAGCGAGGGUCCCUGCUGGGGAAGGGGCCGGGCCGUCCCCACAUCCCAUCCUUCCCUCCCUGCCCGCCGUGGCUUCCCGCCCUGUCUGGUCCCAGGGGCUCGGAUUUCGGCCUUCCGCACCCUCGCCCUUGACCGAUCGAGAACAGGCUUUCGAUUUGCUCUCGCUGGGCAAGGGGUGGAGCUUCAUCCAGAGAACCACGGAGAACCGGCCACAGAUUGAGAAGCAGCGUGGCUCAGUGGGAAGAGCCCGGGCUUGGGAGUCAGAGGUCAUGAGUUCGAAU